Suillus paluster is the source of this 2577-nucleotide messenger RNA. RefSeq names its product 10 TM acyl transferase domain found in Cas1p-domain-containing protein. The transcript has 6 exons. NCBI's taxonomy places the organism in Eukaryota, Fungi, Basidiomycota, Agaricomycetes, Boletales, Suillaceae. The record is from RefSeq and is a predicted model, not a curated record. The coding region runs from base 1 to 2577 and encodes 858 amino acids.
AUGUCCUCGUCCAAAAGACUGUUCUCGCUCAAUCCCUCAUGGCACCACUAUGUAGCUCUGUCCACCGGAGCAUUCGCCAUAUUGGCAGGGAUACUGCAUUAUAUCAUUUCUGGCCGAGCAGAUCCACUGCAUUGCAAUUCCCUGCUUACUAGAGGCACUUGGUUGGAUGAGAACCACCACAACUGGCAACCAGAGGGUUGUAUGCUACAUGUAUACCAGUCUAAGGAUACCACGCCUUGUCUGGCUUCCAGACGCGUCGUCUUUAUUGGCGACUCCGUAACGCGCACAUUAUACUUUCAGUUUAUGCAUAUUGUCGAUCCAAAGCUUCCAAGCGCUCCUCCUGAUGACAACCACAAGCAUUCGAACCAUUCCUUCACUUCGGAAUCGGUAACAACCCUGGAUUUCUUCUGGGAUCCGUAUUUGAAUACAUCAAGCACUCUUGCUCUCAUCCACGGUCACUUGCCUCGCCGUGGUGUCGAUGACCGUCCUGCUAUGCUUGUCCUAGGCUCAGGCCUGUGGUACCUGCGUUAUGCCGAUACUACCGGUGGACUCCCUGCCUGGGAAGCGAAAAUGGAGAGUCUUUUGGAGUCUAUCUAUGCAACACCAAUAAAGCCGGCAGAUGAAGUAGUCAUUCUCCCUGUGGAGGACAUUGUACCUUCAAAACUCUCUCCAGCACGUGCCGAAACCAUGCACUCCUCAGACAUAGAUGCGAUGAACUCGGACCUUUAUCAUCGCAUUAACCCACCAUCAUCUGAUCUCUAUUCCAUAUUCUCGAGCUCUCCCGUGGCAUUACCUGUUUCUUUGCCACUUGUUUUCAAUAAAAUGCUUGACGACGCUAGCACGGAAGACGGACUCCAUUUCUCGGACGACAUUGUGAAAGCACAUGCUAACAUCCUCCUUAAUUUGCGCUGUAAUGACGCGGGGCCAAAGACUUUCCCUUUUGAUAAGACAUGUUGCCGUGCUUAUCCAUCGCCGUCGUCGUUGCAGCUCGCUAUCCUAGCAGUUGUCGUGGUGUACGGGCCAAUUAUGUGGUACCUUGCGUACGCUCGGAGUCCAACCAAAGGUAUAUCCUUCGCAGACGAAUAUAUGCCAGCUGUUAUUUUUGGUUUAUCCAUUGGCACGAUCUUCAUCGCUGAUCGAACUGGCUUUUGGCUGAAAGAGCAAAAACAAUUCGUUCCAUGGACUUUCGGGUUUCUCUUACUAUCUUCUCUCGUGGUUGGGCUGUCAACCAUGAAGCGUGGCGACAAGGAUAUGGGCUUCUUAAACCGCGAUCAAACAGAUGAGUGGAAAGGUUGGAUGCAAGUCGCAAUUCUUGUAUAUCAUUAUACGGGGGCAUCUAAGAUUUCUGGAAUUUACAAUCCUAUUCGCGUGCUGGUCGCGGCAUAUUUGUUCAUGACUGGUUAUGGACACACAACCUUUUACAUCAAGAAAGCUGACUUUGGCUUUCUUCGUGUUGCCCAGGUAUUGGUUCGCCUAAACCUUCUAACGGUAGUACUGGCAUACACCAUGGAUGUCAAUUACCUUUCGUACUAUUUCUCGCCCCUUGUCUCGAUGUGGUAUCUCAUCGUUUACGGAACGAUGGCGAUAGGUUCACAAUACAACGAUCGCAUGCCAUUUCUCUUAUCGAAGAUUCUGAUCUCGAUGGCCAUACUCACGUGGUUCAUGACUGAGACGUGGAUGCUGGAUGCCGUAUUCGCGUUCCUAGACCGGAUAUUCAGUAUCCAUUGGUCCGCUCGUGAAUGGAAUUUCCGAGUAACUCUUGACCUAUGGAUCGUGUAUUUCGGGAUGCUUCUGGCGAUUGCUGUCAUCAAGAUUCAAGCACAUCGACUCACCGACCAUCACCUUUGGCCCAUGGCGGUGAAAGUGGCUGUCGGGAUUUCGAUCUCCAUCCUGCUAUGGUUCUUCGGGUUUGAACUGAUGCAAGAAAGCAAGUUCAGCUAUAACGCAUGGCAUCCAUAUAUAUCAUUCUUGCCCAUAGCGGCCUUCGUCACUCUCAGGAACGCAAGUUCCUCCCUUCGUUCGUGUAGCUCUCGGGCUUUCUCUGUUAUCGGCAGAUGUUCUUUGGAGACGUUCAUUAUCCAGUAUCACCUGUGGCUCGCGGGUGACACGAAGGGUAUUCUUCUCCUUUUGCCUGGAACACGUUGGCGUCCGGUAAACUUCGUCAUCUCCACGAUUAUCUUCAUCUACAUCUCCGAUCGUGUUUCCCAUGCCACAGGAGAGCUUACGACGUGGAUCUGCGGAAGCAAAGAAACUUCACUUCCUAUUUCAACUCGCCCCAUCAGCCGCCACAUAGGAUCAUCGGGUUCCACUGCAGAAUCUGUUCCCCUCACCAGUGACAUCCACACGAGUAAGGAUGGCGAUAGUCAUCCCAUGGAACCCGAUACGCCUGUGCGACCAGCGAGACGAUGGGUGGAUAGAUUGGCUGAAGGGACGUCGCCGCAGCGUUCCCCAGGCUACAAGGUGUGGUAUGGAGAAUCGGGUUGGAGUUGGAGACCCGGAGUGAAAGUGAAGCUAGGGGUGUGGGUGGGAGUGAUGUGGUUGGCCAACUCGUUGUGGACAGUUACAGAUUCGACAUAA